Molecule: messenger RNA, 426 nt
Organism: Truncatella angustata
Lineage: Eukaryota; Fungi; Ascomycota; Sordariomycetes; Amphisphaeriales; Sporocadaceae
Exons: 1
Coding region: 1-426 (141 amino acids)
Source: RefSeq, a predicted model, not a curated record
AUGGAUGUCAUCUCCGCCGCCAUCUCCGCCGCCGUCUUCAUCAGCGCAGCCCUCGCGCGCUUUGUUCCUUGGGCCCAGCAUCCCGUCGUGGUCCGGAUCUACAUACUUCGGGACAGACUGCUCGUCUCCCUCGAGAAGGUGUACGGACUCAUGCGACUCAUCGAGGCGAGAGACAACUGGGUAGACGACGAAAAGCUGGUAACGAUAUAUGUGGAUUGCGAGGUGCUCCAGGAUUUUCAUCAAGAGAGGCUCGACGAAGCGCAUAAGAUGGAAGAGGAGUGGUGGGCAGCACAGGUAAAAAAGACAUAUUGGUUCGAUUCGAGCAAGUACUUGGUGAUUUCGCUGGCUAACUUCUUGUUUGUGCAGCCUCAAUACAACCAACUGGCCAACAACAUGCUGGUGGUGCUCGGUGGUGGCGGCCUAUGA